AUGUCGGACCGGAACCAUCGCCGAGUAAACAUUCCCGCUAUCAACACAGCUGCUACCCCAAGCACGACCGAUAACAUGGCGACCUCGGGCACCGCGUUCGAUAUGAACUUUACACCCCUCCUUCCCUCCCAGCUGCUUCUCGGUAGCCCGUUCCAACCCGGAACCCCCUCCGCGUUCACCUCGCCUCAAUUUACCAACUACGGCGGCUUCCCCCAGAACCCCUCGGCACAGGCGGCACAGAACCAACUAGGAAGCCCGACGCAAGCUUCCCAUAAUGCUGGGCUAUACUCGAACAUGCUGGCUGCGGAAGGUUUGGGUAAUCAACAUGCGGCCAGUCCUGUCGGUGGUCUAGGGGGGCUGGGAAAUGCCGCAUACGGAAGUCCUGCUGCCUCUGUGACACCUGGCCUUCUUUCAGGGACGAGCCGGACUGUAUAUCUUGGCAACAUUCCCCCGGAGACCCCCGCUGAGGAAAUCCUUAAUCACGUCCGCAGCGGCCAGAUUGAGUCUGUUCGCUUGCUCCCGGACAAGAACUGCGCCUUCAUUUCAUUUUUGGACAGCAACUCGGCCACCCAUUUCCACUCGGACGCCAUUCUUAAGAAGCUAGCGAUCAAGGGGAACGACAUCAAGGUGGGCUGGGGUAAGCCUUCGCAGGUGCCUACGUCGGUCGCAUUGGCCGUUCAACAGUCGGGAGCCUCGCGCAAUGUGUAUCUCGGAAACCUGCCAGAGGAAACAACAGAGGAUGAGCUGCGGGAAGAGCUUGGCAAAUUUGGCCCAAUCGACACUGUGAAGAUUGUAAAGGAAAAGGCCAUUGGCUUUGUUCAUUUCCUGUCCAUCACCAAUGCCAUGAAAGCCGUUUCCCAGCUUCCUCAGGAAGCCAAAUGGCAGGCUCCCCGGCGUGUCUUCUACGGCAAGGACCGGUGCGCCUACGUUUCAAAGACACAGCAGCAGAACGCCGCGCAGUUCCUGGGAAUUGCGCCCGGAUAUGCGCACAUCCUCAACUCAGCCGACCGGGACCUGAUCACCAACGCUCUAGCCCAACAGUCUGUGGCUGCGGCGGCGGUGGCCACGUCUGCCGGCGGUGUCAACAACCUGGGUAACCGAACCAUCUACCUUGGCAACAUCCACCCUGAGACUACCAUCGAGGAAAUUUGCAACGUGGUGCGAGGAGGUCUUCUGCACCAUAUUCGAUACAUCCCGGACAAGCACAUCUGCUUUGUUACAUUCAUUGACCCGACAUCAGCUGCUUCCUUCUAUGCCCUAAGUAAUCUACAGGGACUCAUGAUUCACAACAGGCGGCUGAAGAUUGGCUGGGGUAAACACUCUGGACCUCUUCCUCCUGCCAUUGCACUCGCUGUCAGUGGCGGUGCCUCCCGCAACGUGUACGUCGGCAACUUGGAUGAGUCGUGGGCCGAAGAGCGUCUGCGUCAAGACUUCGCGGAGUAUGGAGAGAUCGAAUUGGUUAACACUCUCCGGGAGAAGAGUUGUGCCUUUGUGAACUUCACCAACAUUGCCAAUGCAAUCAAAGCUAUUGAGGGCAUGCGUAAUCGAGAGGAGUACCGGAGAUUCAAGAUCAACUUUGGAAAAGACCGUUGUGGAAACCCACCUCGUCAAACUGGUCCGCAACAAAAUCGUAAUGCCACCGAAGGGCAGUCGCCACCUCCCGCGAAUGGCUUCCAUUUGAGUCAAAUCCAGCCUCCACGUCCAACACUUUCCCCUCCUGGCUCUACAGGAUCUCAGAAUGGCCAACAGAGCCGACACCCCCUACAGACCGUAGCAUCUCCGUCCGGUAUCUUGAACAAUGGGUCCAACAACCCGCUGACCAUGUACCUGAACCAGAUGUCUACUCAGCAGGUCCAGGAACAGGAUGACCGGCUGAACGAUCCCCUUACUCUGGCGGCUCUACAGUCUCAACCUCAAACCAACUACCCUUCAAUGGUUGCAGGCCACACCAGCGAGCUCGCCAGUGGCGGCAUUGAAGCCCCUCUGCAUCAACACAAGCCGUCGGCCAACGGAUUCCUUAACAUCAGUACCGGCCCCACAGCCCACGGUCACCACGCUACUGCAAGCACCAGCAGCCUGAGCGUACCCCGUGCGCAACAUUCCCGGGCUGUGAGCUUACCGUCCUUCUCUCAAGAGCCAUUCGGUCCUAUCUCGGGUCAACCAGGCCCUGGCCGUUCUGGGGCUUCCCAUCACCCUCAAAGCAGCUUCUCUGGCUUUAACUCCGCUCUUGGUGGGCUCAACCAUUCUGGCUUUGGGCUGGCCAUUCACAACGAAAAUUCAUUGCCUGGCUGGGCAGAAGAGGAGAUCGGGGCCAAAUAA
This is a messenger RNA of Aspergillus mulundensis, 2319 nucleotides long. RefSeq names its product putative differentiation regulator (Nrd1). Lineage: Eukaryota; Fungi; Ascomycota; Eurotiomycetes; Eurotiales; Aspergillaceae. Gene Ontology annotation, cellular component: cytoplasmic stress granule. The transcript has a single exon. The record is from RefSeq and is a predicted model, not a curated record. The coding region runs from base 1 to 2319 and encodes 772 amino acids. Gene Ontology annotation, molecular function: mRNA binding. Gene Ontology annotation, biological process: mRNA splicing, via spliceosome.